CGUGCCCAGGGCGCUGAUGUAAACACAAAGUACGCCUCAUCCCCGUCGGAUAAGUGACUGGAGCGAAUUGGCGAGAUUAACCCAAAUAGCUGUGGUUGUCGGGGAAAACGCUCCGUCGCCCGUUGUGUAUAAUAUGCUUUAAGGCACGGAAAGGCGACGUCAUGGACUUCUACAUCAAUCUGAAGGUGAAUUUCAGGGGAAAUUCCAAAAAUUUCCUCCUGUCGGGAUCUGAGACCAAGAGCUGGGAGUCAAUGGAGGCAAUGGUGAAACGGUCUUUUGGUCUCUCCAGUCUUCAGCUGACUUAUUUCGAUGAGGAGAACGAGGAGGUGUCCAUUAACAGCCAAGGGGAGUAUGAAGAGGCAUUGAAGAGUGCAGGGAGGCAGGGGAAUCGUCUGCACAUGAAUGUGUACGAGACUCGAGGACAGCCGACCAGGGUCCCGACCAACAAGGCCAGUGCAACAGAGCCGAAGAGGGGCUUCAGACCCCCACAGCACUGUCCCGCUCUGGCUCAGGUGGUCAGCCGCAAAGUCCAGGCUGCAGUGCCGGAUCAGGGCAUGUUAAUUCUGAAAGAAGUGAAGGGGACUAAAGAAGAAGACAAGACUCCUCCAGCCUGGUUCACCUCUUACAUGGAGAAGUUUAAGGACCAGGUGGUUCGUGAGGCCGUGGAGAAGAUCUGCCGGGAGUUUUCUGGACAGUGCUGCAUCCACAAACCCCUGGGAGGAAGUGGAGGAACAGGGGUGGGAGGCGGAGGUAGAGGGGGAGCAGUAGGAGGAGCAGAAGCUCAGCAAGUCCCUGAGGUUUCCUCCUCCACUCUGCCUGGAGCUCCAUCCUCCUCCACCCCUCCCUGUUCUUCCUGCAGGGGGCAGACCACUGGAGGAGGCUACCAGUGCAGUGUGUGCACCUCCUGCACUCUGUGCGAGCCCUGCAGCUUCUCUCACGAUCCCAGUCACAACCUGGUGAGAGCAAGGACUCCUCUGUCCAUCCCAGAGCACGGGUCACCUGCCCCCGACCACAGCAGGUUCUACAGACGAGGGGACCGCAGUUUCCGGAAGGCAGAGAAGCAGCGUCUGAAAGCAGAGAAGCGCCUGCUGAAGGCCGAGGUCAAAGAGAUCAGAAAACAGUUGAGGAUGGAGAGGCGGGGCAUACAGUGGAGUUCCUCCCACAGAGACGGAAGCUCCUCCCCUGUCCUCUUGCAGCCGCGAGCCACACAGCACAACAGUCCUGAGCGCCCAAAGCGCCCCUGUCCCCUGGUGGUUCCCGCCAUGACAGCUGCAUUUCUGGACGAGAACCUUCCUGAUGGAACGCGUCUGCGACCCGGGACCAAGUUUAUAAAGUACUGGAAGAUGAGGAACACUGGGACGCUUAACUGGAGUGCAGAUACGAAGCUGAAAUUCAUGUGGGGAAACCUAGCGGUGGGAUCUGGGGACCGUUGGAGGGAGGUGUCUGUCCCCUUCCUUCAGCCUGGACAGGUUGGUAUAGUGAGUGUAGCACUGUGUGCCCCCACUGUGGAGGGCUCCUACACCUCCCACUGGCGUCUUGCCCACGCUGGAGAGCAGUUUGGACCCAGAGUCUGGUGCAGCAUCGUGGUCGACCCUCUGGCCCCGGCACCGAUGAUGGCUGAUGGGAUACUGGUGUCCCCAUGUGUCACACCACAGGGUAAGAACCCAGUGACAAAGGAUGGAAAAGCAUGUGCAGCCUCCAGAGAGCAACCAAUAUUGUCAGAGGACCAAGAAGAAUACUACAUCCCCUCUGUGGACCUGCUAACUGCACAGGAUCUUCUGUCCUUUGAGCUGUUGGAUAUCAACAUCGUCCAAGAACUGGAGAGCGCCCCAAACAACACGCCUGCUGAUGGCCACCUGCAGGACAAGAGCAGUCCCUCCUUGGGUCUCAUCCAGGAAGAGGCUGAAGUCAUCAACAGCAUCAUGAGUAAUGGAUCUUUUUCUAAAGAUGUUCCUCACGAAGUAGGUCCUGGAGCAGAAGGAGGCGGAGUCCCGGCUCAGGAGGAAGGGAAUGAUGACAUCAGUGGGACUCAGUUUGUUUGUGAGACUGUGAUUCGCUCAUUGACACUGGAGGAAGCCCCUGACCACACCCCUAUGAGAGGGCCUCGCUCAGGGACAGGUAAAGUGGUGCGUCCAGCUGCUCAGGGUGGCUCCUCCUCCUCCUCCUCCUCUGUGAAGAGUAAAAUAGUGAAAACAGAGGAGAGUCCAGACAGCAGCCCCAGCAGCCCCAAAACCCCCCAGAAACCUCCAGCUACACUGAAAGCUUCUCUGCCUCCUCUGCUGAAAGCCUCCCUGCCUGCUGCCUUAUCUGCAGCCCAGAUCCUGGGACCCGGCCCCAGCUCAGCACCCACACCGCUCCAUGGCUCACCCAUGGCUUCCACAAUGCAGGAGCACUCAAACACAGAUACAGUUGAGGAUUCUCCCGUGGAGAGCAUCUGCGUGGAGUCCAGAGUGAAGGAGAGCGAGAAGGAGCCUGAGGAGGAGAAGGAGAAAGAGGAGGAUGAAGAGGAAAUCGAAGGCAUAAGGAGUCGAUCGUCCUCCACCUCCUCAGAGGAUUACAUCAUCAUCCUCCCCGACUGUUUUGACACAACUCGCCCACUGGGAGACUCCAUGUAUAGUUCUGCUCUGUCCCAGCCUGGUGACAUCACAGACAAGACCCCAACAGACCCAGAAACCCCAUCUCCUGACCACACAGGCAGUUCCACCCCAGAGGGGCAGUCAGGUGAGGGUGACGCUGCAGCAGCGCCAGCGAUGGCGGUGUCGGGCACUAGCAGUGCCAAUGACAUGCUCUGCACGUCUCAGACGCUGGACGAUGAGCCUCUGACUCCUGAAGUUGUGGCACUGCCGAAAACCAUCGUCACCCCAAGUCCAGAGAGCAGUGGUGAAAUUGAUGUGGCUCCUACAGUGGACUCUACAGCUGAUGCAGAAGGAGCAGAGGGCUCAGAUCUGUACCAAACAGAGGAAGACUCUGAUCCCAAAAACACUCAGACAGAUGAUACUAAAGCUGCCGAAGGCACAGAGGAGGACAACCCUGAAGACCCCAGGCACCCAGGCAUUACCAGCGGCCUGGUGAAAGGAGCUCUGUCGGUAGCUGCUUCUGCCUACAAAGCCCUCUUCACUGGACAAGGCCCCACACAGCCUCCAGUGGAUGCGUCCACACAGGACACCAUGAUGGCCGUGCUGGUGGAGAUGGGAUUUGGGGAUCGACCGCUGAAUCAGCGGCUGCUAAACAAAUAUAACUACAACCUUUUAGAUGUGGUCAAUGAGCUGGUUCAGAUGACCGACAAUGACUGGUACUCUACACGCUACUGACAAAAGAGACAGGGAGAAGCUUAGGAAGGAGAGAGGAGAGAUAAGGAGGUGACACAGGAAUUCACAGAUUGGAGAAAGAAGAAACGGACACACUGGAAUCAAGAAAUUCAUACCUGCUCAUCUACUUUUUAACUCCCUCCUUCAGCCGAUCUCCCUACUUAUUGGUCCAGUUGGAUUGGUCUUCUGUUCUACCAUAUAAAGUAACAUUCCAGCAAACUCUCUGCUACUGUACUAGACCAACAAAAAACACAUUUCAGUAGUAUUCCUUUCAGUUAAGGCCUUGUGGGAAGCCUGGAAAGGGCACUGAGCAGAAUAAAAACGGAUACAAAUUUGUCUGUAAAAUAUUUAUGUAGCUUAGUAGUUAGCAGUAAGGAUUAGAUAGCAUGACAAUGCUACACAUAUUACCUUACUGCUUUGGCACGGGACAGUGAUAGAGAGUGAGGUACGAAGCAGCAAGAUAAUAUCAAGUAUCCACAUCUGCAAUGAGGAAAAUGGAGACAAAACUCCCAUCACAGAUCACUUUGGUACACAGCCAUUUAGUCAGAGCAUGUGUUUACAUACUGGACAUUAAGAUAGAAAAUCCACAUUGAAGUUACGGUGUGUUUUGCUUUGGACCAAACAGCUCAGAUCACUGAUAGACUUGCUUUUAACUAUGUGUCUGUGAGAUUGUCCCUUCCACGCUUUUUUGUUUUUUGCACACAAAAAAAUACUUCCUCAAUCGUAGCUUAGAAAAAUGAACAGGUUGUGAGUUACAUUUUUUUUUUUAAAGUAGCUGAGGGUUACAUUGUUGUGCAGGAGGAAGAUUUGGCAUAUCAGUUCAACACAGACAGGGGCGUCCAGAGGGCAUGGGCCCCCUUGAAAUCGUAUUAGCCAACCUAAAAUCCUUAACUAUGAUUGGCUGUUUGCUUUGCCAGAGGUGGGACUUCUGUUGUAAUCCACUAUUCAAGCUGUAUUUUAAGUGUAAAGAUGUUUGUUUGCAGUUUUUUAAAUAAUUUAAAUUGUGACUUAGGCUACUUUUUAUCCUUGAAAAAUCAACUAGAGAGUAACUGCUCAUGUAUGUGCAUCAUCACUUCUGGAGAGUGAUAAUGCUGGUUGGCGCACUCUUCUGGUGAAAGAGAACUGCUAGUGUAAUACAAAGAAACUCAAAUGAAAUCCUUUUCACUGGUAAAUAAAUCUAGUAACAUCAGCGCAUACCUGCGAUAAAAGUAGCCGAUACCAAUAGUCAUAUCGGCCGAUAUUAUCGGCUGGCCAAUUUAUCGGUUGGGCUCUACUACCAAUGUCAUAGUGAUGUACACAAGUAUGCACAAUGCUGCUUGAGUCAUACAGAUAGCUACUUGUCUGCAUAUUCAUGUUGUUGAAAACCAAGUAUAUCAGGAGCCUCUGAGCCGUGUACCUAGUCAACAGCUGUGUAAAGUGUGGCUACAUUUAAUAUAGUCAUUUUUGUUUUGUAGUGAUUGUCCAUAUCACUGGAGCUUACGUAGGGUUUUCAUACACCUCUCACAAAACGGUAUGCUAAACGUGCUGUAGGGGAGUUUAUGACUACUGAACAUGAAAAAAAGAAUCAAAUUCCAAUCCUGUUUUUGAUUUGGUGAUAGAGUUUUCACUUCAAUCUUGCAGGUAAUUCAUAAAGGGCCAUUCAUCCAUGUGAAACAUUUGAUUCCCCACACAUUGUUCUUUUGAUUUUCAAGCCUUUUUUAGGACUGAAAAUAAUAAUUCUGUGUGUGACCUAAACCUCCCGGUCAGACUUAAGCUCUCAGCAUGCUUCAAAUAAACGAGUUUGGUGUAGUUUGUUUUUUCUGCCAGUGGACAAUUUAAGGCACUUGAUUCAUUUUUAACAAACUUUGCUGUGGUUGCCGGUGCCUUUGUUCAGGCAUGUUUAAAGGAUGUCAUUAAACUCUGGCAUAGAUCAAAAAAAUUGACCUGGAAUGGUAUCUCAUCUGGUUUCAAGGCCACCUCAAACCGUUGGUUUUGAUGGGAAAGCAAAAUGCAGCAACCAAUGGGAAUGAAUUGUAGUAGAUACCAUUCUUAAUAAUGAAACAUAAUGUUAAUGUAUGAUCAUUGGGUAAACAUGAAGAUGAAUGCAUCUCAGCCCAAGGGUCACGUAAGUGAGACGUAGGAUUCCUGUUUUAGGCUCAAUUUCUACCAAGUUGCCAAUAUUUAAAUUUUUUGUGAUGAUAAUACAAGAUGACAUUUCAAAAUACUAUUCAGUGGAGGAAUCUGUUGUCAGUCAUGUUUACAGCUCUUGGUUUUCAUUGUGAACUAACCAGUAUGAACAUGAACUGGACCUGAAAGUAAAUGAAUGGGUUUAUUCCUUGUUUACAGGUGUGAACGUAACCAUGAUGACCCAAUAAAUCCCUUAUUUGAAGCAUACUGAGAGUAAGUUAGACGUUAAGUUGUUGGAAGUAAAUGUAGUUAACAAUCAGCCCUCUGCUAAAACUUGAAAUCUCUGAAAGGUAACAACUUUACAGCGGCAUGCUGCUGCCCUGAUGAUUCUGUUCAUUAACUCGAUCUGUUGUGAUUUGGCACAUUAAAUCUAAAUGUGACAUGACCGAAGACAAAGAGAUCUAUAUUAUUUGGGGGAAAGGCUGAAAUUCUAAAAUAUAUACACUUGAUGUUUCAUAUUUACAGAUGGGACCCUUCAUGUUGUCAGUGAAAGCUGCCUAGCAACAGAACAUUACUGAUAAAUAUCUGUUCGUCUCUUAUGUGAAAAUUGAAUUGAAUUCUCUUUUCAUUUAGAAUUUUUAAGCUACACAAGCUCAAGUCAAAUUUAACAUCAGGUGUCUCUGUCUUCUUUCACCUUGUGUUUGCAUUCUCUGAGACAAUAGGCUGCUUAAACAUAUAUACUGUAUAUUUGGGUAAAGCAAAAUGGAGUUAGUUAUACGACUUAAAAUAUAAUUUAGCCAACUCCACAUGUGUUCAUAUCAUUUUACACUCCAGUCCUCUGUUUAGUUUGUCUUAAAAGUGGUCAGGUGGAGGGACUGAUACUCUAAAAGCAUGUGUGCCUCUUUUAAGAGAGCGCAUGAAGAGUAUGUACAGAAAGAGUGAAGUCAUUCCAAGCUUAAUCGGGAAAUAAAAAAACGUGUGUAAUAAUGUGAAAAAUUUGUUAUUUUCCCUUCAAAUGUCUAAAUAGAUACAGAGCCUAGUCGGAUGCUAUGACUAUCAGUUAACUUAAUAACUUUCAGUUGGGAUUGUUUUCAGGUGUUUUUUGUUUUGAAUGCUUGAAGUUGUCUGGAAAUGUAAAAAAAAGAAAAACACUUUUAAGCUGUGUUCAAAGAAAAGCUGUUGUAUUUUUAGGCUUGUUGUGUGGUGGUUGAAUUUGCACUGCUGUAUGUGUGUGUGUGUGUUAGUGUUUUCCUUUGUGAAGUUGCCAGAUUGAUUUAAGCUUGUCUUUUUUUUUUGCCAAUGAGAGGGAUUGAAGACUUUGUGGUAAAGAUGAAGAAACAACAGCACUUUUGGCACUAAAGUUAUUUUCCUGCAUACAGUAUGUAGUUCUUAAAAUAGUUGUAUAAAAUCUUUUUAGCAAGGAUGCUUAUUCUAGAUUUAAUUUAUUUUGCUGGGCUGGGAUUGCAGAUACAAGUAGUUAAUGUCUAUAGAAAAGUAAAAAAGAGUAAUUGGAUAUUUUAGAGAGAGUACAAAAAAUGUAUUUGCUUUCUGCUGAAGGUUUAUCUGACUAAUCUAAAUCGAAGUUACUGCACAAGAGCAAACAUUUCAAAUGUGGAGCUCUUUGUUUUAAAAGUACAGAACAUCAGAUACCAGCUCGGACAAAGAGGGAUUUACAUUUUUAGUUAUCAAAACAUAACUAUUUAAACUGCUGAAUAACGUAAUCCAGACAGAAUAAUGUGGACAUUUUCCUCCAGCUAUGCUCAGUUAUUCAAAACCAAAGUUUUCAGUCGACACAAGAUUGAGACCUAAAAGAGUUGUUCUGUCAGCGACAACACAAGAGUACUGUUAGACAGAGAUCACUGUUGAGUUCACACAUGACUUUCAAAAAUGAUUUCACUAACCUAACCCGAAUUUAAACAUGUUUUGGGUACAAAGAAAAUUGCAGAUUUAAUGACUCGUGUAAUUAUUUUUUUAGAUGUGGAAUGAAUCCCCUGCUGCAUAUACACAGUUUGUGGGUGGGAAGGCUGUUUACUGCCACAGCUUACCUUAUCUUUAUGUUAUUUAUUCCAAGGUUUAAUUUCACACAGUCACUUAACUGAACCCUCACCACAGUCCCUUUAACUGACACCAUGCUCCAUUCUGCUGAGAUUGAACCAGGCUGAAAUGUGCACUUGUGAUGAAGUGAAAAGUUUCACACACUGUUCUGUAUGUGUCUUUUAUUUAUAAAUCAACCUUUAUGUGUUCUGUGAGGAAUGUUCAGGUGAUUCUUUUUUUUUCAUUUGUUGAUGAAUAUAAGUGAAAUAUUUAAGGAAGAGGAGAAAAGCUGGAUUGUUUGAGCUUUUGUUUCUGUGUUGCACUUUAUGAACAAGGUUAUGAUGUACAAAUCUGUAUCUGAUUAAAGUCAUUACACCAA
Labrus mixtus (cuckoo wrasse) is the source of this 7827-nucleotide messenger RNA. RefSeq names its product NBR1 autophagy cargo receptor b (gene nbr1b). The transcript has 23 exons. The record is from RefSeq and is a predicted model, not a curated record. Gene Ontology annotation, cellular component: phagophore assembly site. Gene Ontology annotation, molecular function: ubiquitin binding. NCBI's taxonomy places the organism in Eukaryota, Metazoa, Chordata, Actinopteri, Labriformes, Labridae. The coding region runs from base 162 to 3311 and encodes 1049 amino acids. Gene Ontology annotation, biological process: macroautophagy.